Pogonomyrmex barbatus (red harvester ant) is the source of this 2837-nucleotide messenger RNA. RefSeq names its product type I BMP receptor saxophone (gene sax). Gene Ontology annotation, molecular function: metal ion binding; transmembrane receptor protein serine/threonine kinase activity; ATP binding. Gene Ontology annotation, biological process: cellular response to growth factor stimulus; protein phosphorylation; cell surface receptor protein serine/threonine kinase signaling pathway. Gene Ontology annotation, cellular component: BMP receptor complex; plasma membrane. The record is from RefSeq and is a predicted model, not a curated record. NCBI's taxonomy places the organism in Eukaryota, Metazoa, Arthropoda, Insecta, Hymenoptera, Formicidae.
UACACGCAACGCGUCGCAUCUAAAAUAUCGAAAUAUUCGUCAUGACUUAAAACUGUGUCUUAAUUGUAAUUUGUGUUCGAUAUAUGUGUGUGAGAGAGAUUAAAAUACAAGGAAAUUCAAGGAAAUAAAUAACAGGUUAUACGAUAUGAAAUGAAACGCUGGCUAAGUCUAUUUUUUCUUGGAAGAUGAAAAUGCGAUUCUAUUACUACCAUGAUGAUAUAACCGAGAACUGAGAAUACACCGUUGUUUCGCGAUGCUCCAUUACAUCAGACGUAAAUAAAAUCAACAUUCGUCAUUCGAAUGAGAAAUUCAUGCGAAUUUUACACCUGAAUAUACUACCGAAUUGAAAGAAAGGAGUACGAGGAUGUCAAAUGUGAUACCGAAAUCACAAGAGAUUUAUUUUAGUGCAAUUUUUACUUUGAAUCGAAUGUAGUUGAUGGUAGUGCAGUGUUUUGAUGUGCAUAGAAAUGGCGGUUGCUGUGUUUAUCACGCAUCUCAUAUUCUUAUUGACAUUAGGAUUAUGUUCAGGUAAACGAGAAAUUACCUUACAGGAUCAAGAUAUUUCUUUCGAUAAGGAGGAAUCAGACCCACUUGAAUCUUUAGACCAUAAUCUCAAUGUCAAUACAAUUAGCCAGAGACUUUUUAAAUGCUACAUAUGUGAAGAUACUGAAUGUUCACCAUCUAAUAUUUGCACCAAUGCUAUCACUUGCUGGAAGUCUAGAAUGAGAGAAGUUGAUGGUACAGAGUACGUUAGCCGUGGUUGCUAUAAGUCAGAAGAGCAUAAAUUAUUGAUGUGUAAUAAAGAAAGUAGUCAAAGUGCAAAUCAACACAAAGAAAAAAAUGUUAGAGGGCUAUCAAGUGGUGUUCAAUUUUCUGUGGAAUGUUGUCAAGCAGACUUUUGUAACAUUGGACCAUAUCCCAUGUUGAAAAAUUAUUCAUCCAAUGCCAGCAAGGAAUAUUAUGUAACAAAAUUGACACUCUCGAUUCUCGGACCACUGAUUGGGCUGGUCAUCAUCACAGGGAUUUUAUUUUGUUUUUUGAUGCAUCGAACGCGAAAAGAAUCGACAGCCUCACGUCAGAAUAAACUUAUUCUCGAUUCCGAGGUCGAGCCUUCCAUGUUACAUUUCUCCUUUUCCUCGCCCACGUCGUCCGCCACUUAUCAUUCACAUGAGCUUAGAGCAACGGCCGCUGGUGAUAGUACACUUAAAGAAUACUUGGAUGGCCGAAGUUUGACCAGUGGCUCUGGUUCUGGAUUACCUUUGUUAGUACAAAGAACUUUAGCUAAGCAAAUAAGCUUAGUAGAGUGUCUGGGUAAUGGUGGCAGCGGAGGAUUCGGUGGAGAAGUGUGGAAAGGAAUUUGGCACGGCGAGAAUGUCGCUGUAAAAAUUUAUUUUUCGCGAGACGAAGCUGCGUGGGCUCGAGAAACCGAGGUUUACUCUCAAUUGUUACCAUCCAGACACGACAAUAUCCUAGGAUAUAUCGGUAGCGAUAUGACCAGUAGAGCCAGUUGCACUCAACUGUGGUUGGUGAUGCAAUAUCAUCCCCUCGGUUCGCUCUUCGAUCAUCUUAAUCGUUCACCACAUCCAUUAACACCUCAUCAAAUGCUCAAUAUUUGUCUGAGUAUCACAAAUGGCUUACUCUAUUUGCAUACGGAAAUUCACGGCACUAAAGGAAAACCAGCCAUGGCUCACCGUAAUCUCAAGUCAAAGAAUAUCUUGGUGAAAACUAACGGUGGUUGUGUAAUCGCCGAUUUUGCGUUAGCAACCACGCAAGAUCGUCUUUCGACAGAUAUAAUCGACUUACGACAAGGAGCGAAACGCUAUAUGAGUCCCGAAUUUCUUGAACAAACGGUCAACAUUGAAUGUCUAGAGAGUUUUAGACGCGCUGAUAUUUAUUGUUUAGGACUGAUACUGUGGGAAGUUUGUCGCAGGUGUAUAAGUAACGGUGUAGCCUUAGAAUACGCGAUGCCGUACAGCGAAUGGUUGCCAAGUAGCAAUCAAGAGCCCUCUAUAGAAGAAAUGCGUAAAUUAGUCUUAUUGGACCAGCGAAGGCCGCCGCUGCCUAAUAGAUGGCAUUCUGACCCGACAUUGGCUGGCAUGGGAAAGCUAAUGCGGGAAUGUUGGCAUGGAAAACCCGCUGCUAGACUGCCCAUUCUUAGGGUAAAAAAGACACUCGUUAAAUUAGCAGCUAACGAUUCGCGCGUUCAUUUACCUCUCGACUGACCAGCGUUCAUCCUACCGAGCGCUUUUUCAUCUAUCUAUUUAUUGCCGCAGUUAUCGCAUCAACCCGUCACGUACGUUAUAAGUUGGAUCAUCCUCAACAUUCGCGCGUUAACAAAUCAUUAUAUCACGAGAAAAAAGAAAUAUCGUAUAUCGACAUAUCGAAGUAAUCGAGUGAUAAUAAGUUUGUUAACGAUCGGUACAUGGAUUUUGUCGCCUUACGUUCCAAUAUCGUUAUUCUGGAACAAUAAUAGAGUUAAGCAUGUAGUUGGAUAAUAUCGAUCGAACAAAAUCAAGCUGGAACGGUAUUAAUUCAGCAGAUGAAAAAUAUAAUAUCUCGAUAAUUUAAAAUUAUCGAUUAAAAAAAGAUUAUUAUAGGAAGCAUAUAAUCUUUUUUGUUACUUAAUAAAUAAAAAGGGAAAAAAGAAGCUAAAAUAUAGCGAUGCAACUUAUCGAAUCAAGAUUAAUUUUAGCGAUCAAUAUUUUACGAAAAAAGAUUUAAGAAAAAAGAUUUAAGAAAAAAGAUUAUCACAUUAUUACGUCAAUGGAUGUAUUUUUUAAAGUAAUUCCGAUUUGAUUUAGUUAAAUCAGUAUAUCGAUAUAUAGCAAAAAAAAAAA